AUGCGCCUCCCGUACAUUCCCAAUCCACCCGAGUUCACUGACGAGGCGGAUAAGGCCGCGUUGGAGCGCAUCAAGCAACGUCGAGGCGAAAAGGGCUUGAUUGCAUUGGAUCUAACUUUGCUUCAUUCUCCCCUGGUUGCAGAUGGGUGGAACUCCUUCCUAGGCGCGAUCCGCACCAAGACCUCUCUGCCGACAUCAGUCCGCGAGACAGCUAUUGCUCGUGUUGCCGUACUAAACAAGGCCUGGUACGAAUGGGAGGCUCAUAGCCCAAUACUUCGCGCUGCUGAAGGCAUCUCCACUGAGCAUGUCGAUGCUGUUCUUCAGUCACCUCCUCGACAGGUCAACGAAGGAAUCCACGAUGCCGCCCACGCAUCUGUACUCUCGUACACAGAUGCAAUGACACUGGAUGUUAGUGUUCCAGACGAAGUUUUCGCGACUCUUAAGAAGCACUUCAGUGAGCAGGAGGUCGUGGAGAUUACAGCAACAGUUGCAGCAUACAAUUGCGUCAGUAGAUUCUUGGUGGCGCUGGAUGUGGGCGAGACGAACGGGCAGAAGGGACCAGAGAAGGAGUGGGGGCUCUAG
Molecule: messenger RNA, 582 nt
Organism: Ascochyta rabiei
Lineage: Eukaryota; Fungi; Ascomycota; Dothideomycetes; Pleosporales; Didymellaceae
Exons: 2
Coding region: 1-582 (193 amino acids)
Molecular function (GO): peroxiredoxin activity
Source: RefSeq, a predicted model, not a curated record